GGCAAUGGCGGCGCUGCCGAGGAGCGUGGUGGCCCCCGCGGGCCGGCACACCGCCUCGCUCAUCUUCCUGCACGGCUCAGGUGAUACUGGCCAAGGAGCAAGAGCAUGGAUAAAACAACUUUUGAACCAAGACAUGGCUUUCCAACAUAUAAAAGUAAUUUACCCGACAGCUCCUGCCAGGCCAUAUACACCUAUGAAUGGAGCCCUUUCCACUGUGUGGUUUGACAGGUACAAGAUCUCCAAUGACUGUCCAGAACACACUGAAACCAUUGAAUCCAUGUGCCAUGGCCUUACAGACUUGAUCAAUGAUGAGAUUAAAAGUGGCAUCACAAAGAAUAGGAUACUUGUAGGAGGCUUUUCAAUGGGAGGCGGAAUGGCAAUGCAUUUAGCAUACAGGUUUCAUCGAGAUGUGGCAGGAGUCUUUGCACUUUCCAGUUUUCUUAACAAAGAAUCUGCUGUUUACCAGGCUUUGAACAGAAAUGAAGGUGACCUUCCAGAAUUAUUUCAGUGUCAUGGAACAGCUGAUGAACUAAUUCCUUACUCCUGGGGUGAAGAAACCAACAAGAUGUUAAAGUCGCUGGGAGUGCCAGCAUCACUGCACACUUUUCCAAACCUUGAUCAUGAAUUAAGCAGAACUGAAAUAGAAAAGCUAAAAACCUGGAUUGUAGAGAAAUUGCCCAUUGAGGUAGCAAAGUCAAAUGAAUAAAAGCUAGAGCUUUCAUGUACUUUCUGAGUUUUGAUCUUCUUAAGGUUGUGCAAGACAAAUGGGUGUCCCAUACAUGUUAUAUAAUAGAAACAAAACUUCAGGUAGACACUGUUAUAUUCCUCACAGUUCACUUAGCAUGAUGGUGCUAACUGCUAAUGCACAUCUUGAGUUUCUUUUUUUGUUCUCUUGUCCAAUUUUUAAAUAUGCAUCUGUCAGUCUAUGGAAGAUAGUGACUGAUGACCAUUCUUAAAUGAUCAGAAUAAUAUUCCGGAAGAAUUGCCCUGACUUUUCCAGAUCCAUUUUCUUUUUCAUUUUAAGAUGGAAAAAUAUCCAGUGGCAUGAUUGUCUUUCUAAAGCUGUUACGGGUGACAAAAGGCAAGUUAUUCUCAAAAUGAUGGRCCUUUGCCUGUGGAAAUAAUUGCUCAAGUUAUKUCAUUGAGAGUAGCUCUCAGUGUAGUAGUAGURGUACUUUGGAGAGUAGGAUAUUCAGUUUAUGGAAAUUACUCAGCAUCAAAGAGGAGUUGUGUGCCACUUCAGAGAAAUAACUGUCAUUUUAUUACAUUUCAAGAAGACCUAAAUAGGAGCRUGUCUGUAUCCCCCAUGCUGGUUGUYACCUAUGGUCACUGGGGUGUUACUAGAGGUCUUGUUCUGUGUGAACUGCAUGAGUUCCAUGCGACUUAGAAGUGCUGGGGUUUUUUUGUUUUAGUCCCAUGAUGAUUGUUAAGAUAUAUCCUGUUUUUGAAGAAAUCAUUCUUUGGGCWCUCUUCCUUUAGAAACUUAUUUUUGCCAGCA
Nothoprocta perdicaria is the source of this 1498-nucleotide messenger RNA. RefSeq names its product lysophospholipase like 1 (gene LYPLAL1). Bases 5 to 706 code for a protein of 233 amino acids. The transcript is spliced from 5 exons. The record is from RefSeq and is a predicted model, not a curated record. Lineage: Eukaryota; Metazoa; Chordata; Aves; Tinamiformes; Tinamidae. Gene Ontology annotation, molecular function: carboxylic ester hydrolase activity; palmitoyl-(protein) hydrolase activity. Gene Ontology annotation, biological process: protein depalmitoylation. Gene Ontology annotation, cellular component: cytoplasm.